Messenger RNA from Rhinopithecus roxellana (golden snub-nosed monkey), 570 nucleotides. RefSeq names its product secretin (gene SCT). Gene Ontology annotation, cellular component: extracellular region. Lineage: Eukaryota; Metazoa; Chordata; Mammalia; Primates; Cercopithecidae. Gene Ontology annotation, molecular function: hormone activity. Bases 70 to 447 code for a protein of 125 amino acids. The transcript is spliced from 4 exons. The record is from RefSeq and is a predicted model, not a curated record. Gene Ontology annotation, biological process: positive regulation of somatostatin secretion; brain development; negative regulation of gastrin-induced gastric acid secretion.
CCGCCAUAAAGGGGCCUCGCGGGGCCCUGGCCGUGGCCGCCGCGCUCAGCUCCCGCGCCCGACCCCGCCAUGGCCCCCCGGCCCCUCCUGCUGCUGCUGCUGCUCCUCGGGGGCUCCGCCGCGCGCCCCGCGCCCCCCAGGGCCCGGCGACACUCGGACGGGACGUUCACCAGCGAGCUCAGCCGCCUGCGGGAGGGCGCGCGGCUCCAGCGGCUGCUGCAGGGCCUGGUGGGGAAGCGCAGCGAGCAGGACGCAGAGAACAGCACGGCCUGGUCCAGGCUCGGCGCGGGUCUGCUCUGCCCGUCCGGGUCCGACACGCCCACCCUGCAGGCCUGGAUGCCCCUGGGCGGGGCCUGGUCUCCCUGGCUGCCCCCUGGGCCCCGGCCUGGGGUUAUGGUUUCAGAACCUGCCGGUGCUGCUGGAGAAGGAACCCUGAGAGCGAGAUGAGGAAGGAACCCCCUCACCACCUGCCCAGCCUAGGAGCGGAGCUGCAUCUGGGGCGGUGGGCAGGCUGGGGGGAGAGGGGGAGGGGUGGUACUCGGCACCAAUAAAGGAGAAAUCAGACCCAGA